Messenger RNA from Metopolophium dirhodum (rose-grain aphid), 1484 nucleotides. Its product is annotated as methyl farnesoate epoxidase-like. The coding region runs from base 1 to 1470 and encodes 489 amino acids. The record is from RefSeq and is a predicted model, not a curated record. Lineage: Eukaryota; Metazoa; Arthropoda; Insecta; Hemiptera; Aphididae. Gene Ontology annotation, biological process: xenobiotic metabolic process. Gene Ontology annotation, cellular component: intracellular membrane-bounded organelle; cytoplasm. The transcript has 8 exons. Gene Ontology annotation, molecular function: iron ion binding; oxidoreductase activity, acting on paired donors, with incorporation or reduction of molecular oxygen, reduced flavin or flavoprotein as one donor, and incorporation of one atom of oxygen; heme binding.
AUGAUUUUCGUAACGACAAUUAUUUGUGUUAUAAUUAUUAUAUGUAUUUUAGAUAUUAUCACACCGUACAAAUAUCCAAUAGGACCGACAAGAAUUCCAUUGAUUGGUAACUAUGUACAAAUUCAAAAACUCAGAAAUGAAUUAGGAUUCUAUCACUUGGUUUGGCACCAGUUGGCCAAAUGUUAUGGUCAAGUAUUUUCUGUUAAACUUGGUCGAAUAGAAGCAGUAGUAGUCUCUGGAUAUGAUGCAGUACGGCAAGUAUUGUGCAAAGACGACUUUGAUGGCCGACCAGAUGGAUUUUUUUUCAGAUUCCGAGCUUUUUAUAAGAGAUUAGGCAUAGUAUUUGUGGAUGGACCAACGUGGAAGGAUCAGAAAAAAUUUUGCAUGCAACAUUUACGAAAAAUGGGAUUUGGUGGUGAUUUAAUGGAAAAAAUUAUAAUUGAAGAAGUAAACGAUCUCAUGGUAGAUAUAACGAUAAAAUGUGAGAAUGCUAAACCAAUUGAAGUUCACGGUUUAUUUGACGUAUCAAUUUUGAACGGUCUUUGGGCAAUGUUAGCUGGUCAGAGAUUUGCGUUGAAUGACUCUAGACUCACAAGACUUAUGGAAUUAGUACAUGUCAGUUUCAGAAUGUUAGAUAUGUCGGGAGGAAUAUUGAACCAGAUGCCAUUCAUUCGGUUUUUAGCACCAAACUCUUCUGGAUUCGAACACAUCAAACAAAUUUUAAAUGAAUUCUAUACAUUUUUAAAAGAAUCAGUAGAAGAACACAAAUGUGGGGCAAAUUAUCAGGAAGAUUUUAUUAGUGCAUUUUUAAUGGAAAUUGAGAAAAAUAAGGAUUGUCCUGGGUCAUUUUCAGAAGAACAGCUUCUUGUUAUAUUGUUGGAUUUAUUUUUAGCUGGAUCGGAAACCACAAGUAGUAUGUUAUCAUUCGCUGUAUUACUUUUACUUAAGCAUCAAGAUAUACAAGAUAAAGUACACGCAGAGCUGGAUGCAGUAGUUGGAGAUCGAGAAAUUCAGCUUGCAGAUAAAAAAAAGUUAAAUUAUCUUGAAGCUGUAUUAAUGGAGGUUCAGAGACAUAGUAAUGUGGCGCCGCUAGCAAUCGCUCAUAGAACUAUUCGAAAAACAAGCCUACAAGAAUAUAUAAUACCAAAAGAUACAUUAGUAUUGGCAAGUAUCUGGAGUGUUCAUAUGGAUAAACAUCACUGGGGUGAUCCCGAGGUAUUUCGACCGGAAAGAUUUUUGGACAGUACAGGAAUCCUAAUAAAUGAUAGUUGGCUCAUGCCGUUUGGUGUUGGUAGACGAAGGUGCCUUGGCGAGAUAUUGGCUAAGACAAAUGUGUUUAUGUUCAUUGCCAAAUUAAUUCAAAAUUUUGAGAUGCGAAUUCCAAACGGAGUUCAAUUGCCUGAUAGACCUCAAGAUGGUGUCACUAUUUCUCCAUCUCCAUUUUCUGCUAUUUUUAUACCUAGACGUUGAUAAAGUUAAUAAAA